UUAGUUUAAAGAAAAUUAUAUGACUAUUCGAUCAGUAGAAAAGUCAUCAAGGACAAUGAUUUUAUGCCCAUUCUUUACAUAGCUCCUGAUAUAUGGAACUGUCUUUCAGAAGGGAUUUAUGAAACAGCUGUGCGACAUGGAGGUGUUGGAAGUGGGCAUACUGGUUUCUAUCCAUCUGGGUUCAUCAACGAGUGUGCCAAAAUGAUUAAAUCUCACCCAAAUGACAUAUCGGAUCAAACUAAGCUCGCCUUGAUGAAAGCUGAAUAUUUGAAAAGAAAUUAUGAUGGGCGAGUGUAUGCUAAGGGGCGCAAUCUAACCAUCACGCUUCGUAAGGCCUAUGAUAGAUCUCUUGAAGAGGUUAACAUCAUUGCCAUGCCAACCAUACCGUUUACUCCGACAAAACUCUUAACUAAAGAUGAUUCUCUUCCAGAAUAUCACAGACGAGCUUCUGAGGUGAAUAUUAACACACAUCCAUUUAACUUAACUGGUCAUCCUGCCCUUAGCGUUAACGCAGGGUAUCUAAGAAACUUACCAGUCGGACUCAUGUUGGUUGGUAGACACUAUGAUGAGAUCACUAUCUUCAAAGUCGCACAGGCAGUGGAGAAAAUCAGAGACGAAACAGCUUCAAAAAGCGGUUGCCUUAUGCCAUGAAGGAAAUAUGAAUAAAUGGGCGUGAAAUUUUCAAGUUGAUCUGACAGUACAGAGAAGAAAGUUGAAAAGGGUCGCCAAAAGACGAAUACUAUUCAUAUUUAAAAAAAAAUCAAUAAUAGAAACACCAAUAAGUUUCGAACUGAUUGGAUUAUACAUUUCAGGCUCACUUCCUGAGAUCUGGAAAGACCUUUGUAUACUGGGACAAUAUUUUUAUUGUAUAUCCGUGUUUUAUUUUCGUCACAUUGCUUAACAUUCUGUAUGUUUUUUCCUGCAUUUUUUUUUUUACAAAGAAACCUCCUCAAAAUGAUUGUAUUUAUUGUCAUAUAAUAAAGCCGACUAAAUCGCUCUUGUAUCGGUCAAUGCCGUGACGUUGUCUGGAGCAAUAAUUGUAAUAAUAAUAAAAAUACCGUAAAUUUUUUAAACAGAAAAUUCAAUAUAACAGAAAAUGGGACUUAGAGAUCAAAAUAACAUUAAAACUGGAUAUUCCAUCCUGAAAAUAUAUUUGAAUGCAACGAUUUGAAAAUUAAGCUAUGAUGAAAAAUGAAAUCGAUUUCUAGUGUGUAUGAGACUUAUUAAUUUGUUUACCUUUUUAUAUCAUGAUUCCAUAUUAUCCUUCCCAUAUCAAAUGAUUAUGUCUUCAUGACACACUUAAAUUGGUGAUUUUUUAGGUGUCAUUUUUACUGACUCACCACAUGAAUUGUAGAAUUAUUGGGAAUAAAUGGGAAUAACUGGAACUUUAUUGCACAACAAAUAUUGCUAGAGAUGUUGUACAUUUGUUAAAUUUUCUCACAUAAACUCCCGACGGUGACAGGACCGUCGAAAAUUCGAGUUCAAUAAAUGCUUUUUUGGCGAAAAACGCUCACGAGUUCACCUCUAUUUUGUUAUCAUUUGAGGUAGGAGGCAAAAUACGUAAAUACGCAACGCACACCCUCACACACCCCCCUGUUGUACAUUCUAAAUUAACAGCACUGAAAAAGGAGAAGGUGAACUAUGUUAGAAAUGUCAAACUCCCAACUUGGUUGUCAUUAAUCCCAUGAGUUGUAUAUCAUAUAUAAAGAAAAGCCCCGGGGGGGGGGGGGCAGUCAAAUAUAUUGCUGUACACACGUGUGACCAAGGAAUUUCCAAACAACCCCUAAACGAGUUUUUCUCUGUGUGCAAAAUAACCCCCUAAAUAAGGUUUUCGCAGGCUUUAUUAACACAAUUUGGCCCCUAAACAAAUUGUCGCCAAAAUAUGACCCCAGGGAAAAAGUUUGGGGGAAAAACAUACCUUAAACACGUUUGGCUAGUCUUUAAAAAAAAAAGCUUUGGGAGAAAAAAACAUACCCUAAAUACGUUUGACCCCGUGAUUGACCAUUGACCAGUCUUUCAAAACCACCCUGUUUCUUGAAAAUCGGUGUUUUUGAUACCCUUAACGAGUCCACGCGCGGACCGCGUCC
Messenger RNA from Lytechinus pictus (painted urchin), 2087 nucleotides. RefSeq lists its product as uncharacterized. The transcript is spliced from 4 exons. Lineage: Eukaryota; Metazoa; Echinodermata; Echinoidea; Temnopleuroida; Toxopneustidae. The coding region runs from base 64 to 651 and encodes 195 amino acids. Gene Ontology annotation, molecular function: catalytic activity. The record is from RefSeq and is a predicted model, not a curated record.